Parathielavia appendiculata is the source of this 1716-nucleotide messenger RNA. Its product is annotated as general substrate transporter. Gene Ontology annotation, molecular function: myo-inositol:proton symporter activity. The transcript has 4 exons. The coding region runs from base 154 to 1716 and encodes 520 amino acids. The record is from RefSeq and is a predicted model, not a curated record. Gene Ontology annotation, cellular component: membrane. Lineage: Eukaryota; Fungi; Ascomycota; Sordariomycetes; Sordariales; Chaetomiaceae. Gene Ontology annotation, biological process: myo-inositol import across plasma membrane.
CCGAAUUCCGUUUCGUACUUUAAUCCGUACAGAUUGGGGAAACCACACCCCGGGACGCAGCGGCAACUGCUCCACAUCCGGAUAGCACGGGCAAUGUUGCAUUCAACAUAGCACCAAGUUAGCAACGACGCCGUGGCCAGGGAUGACGCGACGAUGGACAGCGUGGAGGAACCGCUCAUCUCUCGACGUCCCUCUCCUGCGGGAGAUCCCGCCCGCCACAACGACAGCCAUGACGCCGCCGGCGCCUACGAAUAUUUCACCACCAGCUCCUCUCCAUCACUCUUCAUCUACCUCCUCACCUUCAGCGCAGGCAUCUCCGGCCUUCUCUUUGGCUACGACACAGGCGUGAUCUCGUCAACGCUCGUAUCCCUCGGCACCUCCCUCUCCCCGCCCGACAACCCGCACCCGCUGACCUCGCUCGAAAAGUCCGUUAUCACCUCCUCCACCUCGUUCCUCGCCCUGCUCGUCUCGCCCUUCUCGUCCGUCCUAGCCGACACACUCGGCCGCAAGCGCGUCAUACUCGCCGCAGACGUCCUGUUCGCCCUCGGCGCGGCCGUGCAAGCAUGCAGCGGCACCAUCGGGGCCAUGGUGCUGGGCCGGUCGGUCGUCGGCUUGGCGGUGGGCGCCGCGAGCUUUGUCGUGCCGCUGUAUAUCUCCGAGCUGGCGCCUGCGCGGUUUAGGGGCCGGUUGGUGACGAUGAACGUUGUUUUCAUCACCUUGGGCCAAGUGGUGGCGUAUAUUGUUGGUUGGGCGCUGGGCCAGUUUGGUGAGGAUGGGAUGGCGUGGAGGUGGAUGGUUGGUCUGGGAGCUUUGCCCGCUGUUGUGCAAGGGUUGGUGGUGCUGGCUAUGCCGGAGACCCCGAGGUUCUUGGUGAUGGUGGGAAGAGUGGGCGAGGCCAGGAGGGUUGUGGAAAGAGUGCUUGCGCGGAAGGAGGAGGGGAGAGGGGAGGUGGAUGCGACGGUCAAGGGGAUUGAGAUUGAGGUCCGAGAGGAGUCAGAGGCGAGGAGAUUACGGAGGGUAAGCGGGGAUGGGAGAGAUGGAUGGAUAGGGUCAGUCAAUGAACUGUUUGGGGUCAGGCGGAACCGGAGGGCGUUGGCGAUUGCUUGUUUACUUCAGGGGCUUCAGCAGCUCUGCGGAUUUAAUUCACUGAUGUAUUUCUCGGCUACCAUCUUCACGAUGCUCGGCUUCCCAAUCCCCACUCUCACAUCGCUGGUCGUCGCUGUCACCAACUUCCUCGUCACUCUUGCCGCGCUCUUCCUGAUCGAUCGCAUCGGAAGGAGGCGCAUUCUGCUAUGGUCAAUCCCGUUCAUGAUUGCAGGACUCCUGCUCGCAGCAUACGGAUUUUCCUUCAUCAGGCUCACUUCGCCUGCUCAGGGCGCAGCGAUCAUAAUCCUGGUCAGCAUCAUGGUGUACGUCGCGGGCUACGCUCUGGGUCUUGGCAAUGUGCCGUGGAUGCAGAGCGAGCUGUUUGCGCUCAACGUGCGGUCGCUGGGGAGCGGAAUCUCGACGUCAACCAACUGGGGCGCAAACUUUGUCAUAGGGCUGACAUUCCUGCUCCUCAUGGAUGCGCUCACUCCAUCAUGGACAUUUGUGCUUUACGCGGCAAUAUGUACGACCGGAUACGGGUUAAUAUGGAAGUUCUAUCCUGAGACGGCAGGGCUGAGUCUCGAAGAAGCGGCGGGCCUGCUAGAACACGAGAACUGGGGCGUGCAGUAG